Messenger RNA from Penicillium waksmanii, 1710 nucleotides. Its product is annotated as TFIIB-type zinc finger domain-containing protein. Gene Ontology annotation, cellular component: RNA polymerase I core factor complex; RNA polymerase transcription factor SL1 complex. The record is from RefSeq and is a predicted model, not a curated record. Gene Ontology annotation, molecular function: RNA polymerase I core promoter sequence-specific DNA binding. NCBI's taxonomy places the organism in Eukaryota, Fungi, Ascomycota, Eurotiomycetes, Eurotiales, Aspergillaceae. The coding region runs from base 1 to 1710 and encodes 569 amino acids. The transcript has 6 exons. Gene Ontology annotation, biological process: nucleolar large rRNA transcription by RNA polymerase I; RNA polymerase I preinitiation complex assembly.
AUGGACUAUGUCACCCGAGGGGUCUGUGGCCAAGAAGGAUGCCGUGAGAAGCGAUACUAUCUAGAUAACGGCCUUUGGUUCUGUCGCCGUGGUCAUUUGCAAGAGGGCGUACAAGUUGAAGCUGAUCCGGAUGAUUUCGGAACACAGGGAAAGACGCAUCGGGUGAGGAAAGAGAAGGCCGAAACCUCACGGAAGACAUAUCGCGGUCGAUGGGCAUCCACGCUCUAUCUACAAGCCUAUCAAUUGAUAUUAUGGAAGCAAUGCCAUGUUCUUGUUAAGGACCAUGGGUUUCCAGAGCAAUUCGAGGGCGUUGUUCGAGAUCUCUGGGCUUUGAGACUGCGAGGCUUUUCCAUGCGAAUCAAUGAAACUACUGACGAUGACGAUGAUGAGCCGCAAAUAUUUAGCUCUCAGACAACACCGGCAGAAUCGGAGAACGAAAGUGCUGAUGAAUCAGGGUUCAGACCAGAAACUCAUAUUCUUCAAUGGCCUCGUUUGCUCGACUCUGUCGGUCUCUGCUACUUGGCAGCAGUUUUGAUGCGGCUUCCUGUUUGCGUAGUUGACUUGCAUCGGUAUGUUCCGUAUUCUUUGGGAACCCACUUUGAAGUCGUACUUGGCUUACAAGAAAACUUCAGCUUGAUAAUUCGCCAGGAUAUACCAUACAUACGAGCUAUGAGAAGUAUUCCCCAAGAAAUGGGUGAGAAACUUCCCCCGGAAUUUGUUGCGAGGCUUGAAAUCAACAACAUGCCCAAACCCGAGCGAAUGCAUCGCGGGUUUAUCGAGCUGGGUGCUUUCUAUAGCCGUCGCUUCGGGAUUACGCUCCCUCGUCUAAACGCACCUCUUUUGCUUUAUCGGCACAUCAAAAGAAUGGCUGUUCCCAUCGAUGUAUACGAGACGGCCAAAACACUGCAGGGCAUUCUUGGAAUUACAUUUGAAUACCCCACACGAAUUCGAGGCAAUGGACGAAAGGAAGCCCUCAAUCUGCCUGAAGUACAGACCAUUGUCCUCAUCAUUUUGGCAACAAAGUUGCUAUUUCCUUUUGAUGAUUUAGAAAGAAAUCCCGCCACGUCCAAGGAACCUGCAACGCAGACCGUAAACUGGCAGAGAUGGAUGCAAGCCCAGCGACAAUUCAGCAACCAUGAGCAAGCUGGCGGCCAGAUUGGAAAGGAGCAACUUAUGCGCAUCACCGAUCAUGAUGCAUUGGGCAUGAAUUUCUCCGAAAUCGAUCAGUACCUGGACUGGUAUGAGAAGGAUUGGCUGCAUAAUGUCAAAACAUCCAAUCCGAUUGCGGAAAUGUUCCCAACUAGCCGAUCAAAUGCCAGGGAUCAGUCAAACACAAUUGCUGGCCCGGUUCCAACUGUCGGUACGGACACAGACGAAGCACUCAGCGCGUUGUUGCAAGCAGUUUUGGCAGACCUCAAACCCGCCUCCAUGGACCCCAGUUCAAAGGCCUUGCGGCCGGGUUCAUGGUAUGCUCGGUACCGAUGGGAAUCGCAGCUCCCGGAGACUGCCCGGGCAUUCUAUGAAUUGGGGGCUCAGCUCGCUUCCAUCACAUUGACAACACUUGUUCGGGCCGUAUCCGUAGCAGAAUGGAGGGUCGCAAGAUUUCUCCUUAAUCAACGACGGGACAAAUACAUGAUGGAGUGGGCGAUGAAAGAGGAAGAGAACGAUGUGGACAACCUUGAUGAACAAUUUUCAGAUUUGGAAGUUUGA